This is a messenger RNA of Camellia sinensis, 3269 nucleotides long. Its product is annotated as protein FAR1-RELATED SEQUENCE 3. Gene Ontology annotation, molecular function: zinc ion binding. Gene Ontology annotation, biological process: regulation of DNA-templated transcription. Lineage: Eukaryota; Viridiplantae; Streptophyta; Magnoliopsida; Ericales; Theaceae. The record is from RefSeq and is a predicted model, not a curated record.
CGACUAUUGCUAGGGCUUGAAAAUUUCACUUGAAUCGUUCUCUCAUGUAAACUCCAUCUCUCCUUUCUCUCAAUUCUCUCUCUUUCCAUAGCUACCCAUUAUGUAUACAUACAUAUAUUCAUAGUUGUUCCUUGUCCUGAUUGGAAAAACAUGCUUCAAUUGACAAUUCUUCUUUACCCAGUUUAAUCACGAUGUUAUCUGUGUUGUAAUAUGUUCUAACAAGCUUGAAUGGUUGACAUUUUAUGCUGAUUGGCAUCACCAUUGUUUCAGAUGAAAAGGAGAGCAUACCAAUGUUGUUGGCCUACAGAUCAUAAUAUUCAUUACUUCGUAAUUUAAAGGGUUUGAUAUGAAUGUCGAAGUGAUUGACGUGGAAGAGGGGAACAUGGGGCACCAUGCCACUGCUGAUGAUGAAGAUGCUGAACCCAAUAAUGGCGAAGCAGCAAACGCAGCUGGAAAUUCUACAGCUCAGGAUGACGAUGGGGGUGCUGAGCCACAUGUGGGUAUGGAAUUUGAUUCUGAAGAUGUUGCGAAGACUUUUUAUGAUGAGUAUGCCAGGCGUGUGGGUUUUAGCACCCGUGUUAAUCAGUAUAGCCGUUCCAAGUCUGAUGCGACGGUUACUGUUCUGGAGUUUUUAUGCGCCAGAGAUGGUUUAAAAAGAAUGGCUGGUGAUAGCUGUGAUGCAUUGCUCAGAAUAGAGUUAAAGGAUCAAGAUAAAUGGGUUGUGACAAAAUUUGUGAAGGAGCAUAGUCACUCUACAGUGAGUCCUAGUAAGGUGCAUUACCUUAGACCGCGCAGGCAUUUUGCUGGUGCUGUAAAGAAUAUGGCUGAAACUUACCAAGGUGUGGGCGUCGUUCCUAGUGGUGUCAUGUACGUGUCCAUGGACGGAAAUCGUAUCUCUGCUGAAACAAAUCGUGGAGCUAGGAAUGCUCCUCCUGUAGAAUCAAGUAGUGCAGUUAAGAACACGGGGCAUUUGAGUUAUGCUGCUAGACCUGCCAGUCGAAAGAAGACAUUAGGGAAGGAUGCUCAGAAUCUGCUGGAUUAUUUCAAGAAAAUGCAGGCUGAGAAUCCUGGUUUUUAUUAUGCAAUACAACUUGAUGAAGAUAAUCGCAUGGCUAAUGUAUUUUGGGCAGAUGCAAGGUCGAGAUCUGCUUAUGGUCGUUUUGGUGAUACUGUUACAUUGGACACAAUGUACAGAGUGAACCAGUAUAGAGUACCAUUUGCUCCGUUUACGGGGGUGAACCAUCAUGGACAGAUGGUUUUGUUUGGUUGUGCACUACUUCUAGAUGAAUCUGAGGCUACGUUUGUAUGGCUAUUCAGGACAUUUCUUGCUGCGAUGAAUGAUCAAGCUCCUGUCUCUAUAAUCACAGAUCAGGACAAAGCCAUACAAGCAGCGGUUGCGCAGGUUUUCCCUGAAAUCCGCCAUUGUUUUAACAAGUGGGAUGUAUUAAGAGAAGGCCAGGAAAAAUUGGCUCAUGUAUGUCAUGUGUAUCCUAAUUUUCAGGUGGAGCUGUAUAAUUGUAUCAACUUGACUGAGACAAUUGAAGAAUUUGAAUCAUCGUGGGAUUCUAUCCUCAAUAAAUAUGAUCUCAGGAGGAAUGAUUGGCUUCAAUCUUUAUAUAAUGCACGGGCACAAUGGGUUCCUGUGUUUUUUCGGGAUACUUUUUUUGCUGCAAUUUCUCCAAGCCAAGGACUUCAAUGUUCCUUUUUUGAUGGUUAUGUAAACCAGCAAACGACUUUACCCAUGUUCUUUAGACAGUAUGAAAGAGCUUUAGAGAAUUCGUUUGAAAAGGAAAUAGAAGCAGAUUUUGACACCAUAUGCACCGCACCAGUGUUGAGGACACCUUCACCUAUGGAGAAACAGGCAGCAAAUCUCUACACAAGGAAAAUAUUUGCAAAAUUUCAAGAUGAGUUAGUUGAGACCUUUGUGUAUACCGCAAAUAAGAUUGAGGGUGAUGGCGCUAUUAGCACGUUUAGGGUUGCAAAAUUUGAGGAUGACAACAAAGCGUAUAUUGUCACAUUGAAUGGGCCAGAGAUGAGAGCUAGUUGCAGCUGCCAGAUGUUUGAGUAUUUAGGUAUCCUUUGUCGGCACAUUUUGACAGUUUUUACCGUGACAAAUGUACUUACUCUGCCAUCUCAUUAUAUCUUGAAGCGAUGGACAACUAAUGCCAAAAGUGGGGCUGGCUUUGAUGAACGCUUUGAACUUCAAGGUCAGGAGUCACUCACAUUGCGGUACAACAAUCUUUGCAGGGAAGCAAUCAAAUAUGCGGAGGAAGGGGCAAUAGCUCCAGAGACCUUUAACGUGGCAAUGGUUGCUCUUGGGGAAGGAGGAAAGAAGGUGGCUGCUAUGAAGAAAAACGUAGCGAAAGUUGCACCCCCUAGCUCACACACUAGUGGGGUUGGUUAUGAUGACAAGAGGACCUCUAAUUUGGCUCCAGAUAUGCCCCCUUUACUUUGGCCACGACAAGAUGAAAUUACACGCCGCUUUAAUCUUAAUGAUGCUAGUGUUCCUGCUCAACCUGUUGCUGAUUUGAAUUUGCCGCGCAUGGCUCCCGUGUCUCUUCACCGUGAUGAUGGUCAUCCUGAUAACAUGGCGGUUCUUCCUUGUCUUAAGUCUAUGACUUGGGUGAUGGAGAAUAAGAAUUCAACACCUGCAAAUAGAGUUGCCGUUAUCAACCUGAAGUUGCAAGAUUAUAGCAGGGCAACAUCUGGAGAAUCAGAAGUUAAGUUUCAGCUUUCAAAGGUCACACUGGAGCCCAUGUUGAAAUCGAUGUCCUACAUCAGUGAACAGCUGUCUACCCCUGCUAAUAGGGUUGCUGUCAUAAAUCUGAAGCUCCAAGACACUGAGACAACUUCUGGAGAAUCAGAUGUUAAAUUCCAGGUGUCAAGGGAUACUCUUGGUGCCAUGUUGAGAUCAAUGGCCUACAUCCGUGAGCAGCUCUCGAUCGCUGCUGAGUCGCAGUCAGAGACUCCAUCGAAAAAGCAACGGAAGUAGAGAUGAUGUCGUUUCUGUUCUGUAGCUUGGUGUCUGACCGUCUUACUGUGAUGGAAGAAGGUAUUUGGUUAAUGUACACUAUUCAGCUACCGCUCCUAGUGAGUUGGGGAUGCUCUGAUUUAUUUGUCUAUUAAGUUUCCUAGCAUCUCUUGCCUUUCCAUUUAAGCAUUGUUCUUACAUAUUGUACAUGUAACUUAGCAAAAACCUAGAGUCCAAGCAUCAAAGAGUGAUAUUCUUGUGUGUAAAAUGUUAUGUAUUGUGAUGCCUCACCUCAGGG